Molecule: messenger RNA, 867 nt
Organism: Bipolaris sorokiniana ND90Pr
Lineage: Eukaryota; Fungi; Ascomycota; Dothideomycetes; Pleosporales; Pleosporaceae
Exons: 3
Coding region: 124-858 (244 amino acids)
Molecular function (GO): nucleic acid binding
Source: RefSeq, a predicted model, not a curated record
GCGAAACCGAGAGCGACGAGUGAUGGGACGGAUGAUCAUAAGCGAGAAUAAAGGGACAGCCUCUGUGCCAUCGACCAGGACGUGACGGCCAUCUGUGGAGACACCGACCGAGAGUAUCUAACUAUGAUUCGCUUAGGCACCGUCCACAAUGAGACUUGUGAUCUUGUUGAACUAGAAACUACGCCUUCAAGAAUCAAGGGGAGCACGUCAGAGUCAAGGCAGGAACUACCCAGGGAUGUUGAUGGCGACUUUGAGCUCGCCUGCGGGGGACCGGACACCCCAUACCCGCCUUUCCAUUCACUAGCUUGCCAGCCCACACCGCAUACUAGGUGUAUGGGACCCGCGGUUCCUUUCGGCAUGGGUCCGACGAGCCGCCUUUGUACCCGUUCAGCUGGUACGCUUAGUCCGGAGAUCGUUCUAUAUGCUGUGGCGCUCAUGCUCGAGGCGUCUAGUUGCAAGUGGGAACACGUCAAAAGCUGGAGCACGUACUUGUUUAGUAGCAAUACAGAUGAAUUCCAUGACAAACGGGAAGUGGGGAACAUGAUUCGGAACGAGAACGAACAACUCAUUGGUACCGGUGGUUACGUGAUAGGUGAUAAGGACAAGAAACACCAACUUGCCCGCCGUCUCAUUCUCUCCAAUCUAGCUGCGGACGCAGAUGAGGAAUCCAUCGUGGUUUUCCUUGCCAAGUACCGAUCAAAUAUUCGCAGGGUUACCCUUCUUUCGGAACGCGAUCCGGUCAAGGGAACGAGGACUGCACAUGUCGACAUGGACUCGAGGAGAGCUGCAGUGUAUGCCUCGUUCCAACAUGGACACAUUUUUGGCCUAGUGGUUAAGAUUAAGCUGGCAGUGGAAUAAGGAGGUGAG